Messenger RNA from Protopolystoma xenopodis, 828 nucleotides. NCBI's taxonomy places the organism in Eukaryota, Metazoa, Platyhelminthes, Monogenea, Polystomatidea, Polystomatidae. The record is from the annotation of a GenBank genome assembly.
CAACCCUCUUGCGGUAGCCGGUGUGGCGCCUUCUCAAACGGAAAGAGAGGUAUUCCUGUAUCAAACAACAGUACAAUCAGACAGUCAACCAAACAAGUAACCGGAAAAUAUGACAGUCAAAUAGCCAAACAGCCAGAUAGUCGUACAACCACCAGACAACCGGACAACCGGACAACCGGAAUACCAAUGGGACUAAUGAGUAGCGACAACCGGAGUGAAGUGUUUGUGGACAAACAAACGACGCCCGUUGGACGGCGUGUAGGAGAGGUUGUUGUUGUUGGUGGUGGUGGUGGUGUUGACUCAAAAUUGGCUCACCUGACCAUCCGUCGUCGGGAGGGAGGAGCAGGCCAAUCGCGAUGUCUUGGCGUCCGGGCAGAAGCGGUCGGCCCAGGGCCUCGACUCAACCGCAGACUGUCGUGCCGUCGCGGGCGGAGGCGACAUUUGUCCGACUUGUCCGACCGCGCCGGCGGCCCAACUGAUCCGGCCGGGCCGAGGGGCACGCGCGUAUUCGGCGGCCGGGCCGGGCCAGGCCUAAGCACGACGAGACGACACGAGACGAGGCAGGAAGGGAUCGAUACGACCGCUUUUGAACGAGACGUCCGACCGCCUGAGCUGGCCUCAGAAUGCUCACGUGGCUCGUCCCGGCCAGACUGGCGCUCUCCUCGGCUUGUCGCACGACGUCCGGUUCGCCACGGGCUCCCGGUGCAUUUCGGCCGAUGGAGGCGUGAAGCCGCCGGGCCCUCUCGCCCUGAUGCACCUCAACUGCCCCCGGCCACGCCCGGCUCUGUCCGCAAUGCCCGCGGCGUCCGAGGCGUCCGAGUCGACUGA